CAUUCGUUUGUCGCGCUUCGAAGGUAACUCAACGAACGAACAACCAGAACAACCGACAAGCAAAACAACCGAUCGAACCAACAACCAACCAACCAGCCCUCGUUUGGACCGUUAGUUUUCGAAAAACGGUUUUCCUGCCGCAGGGAAAUUUCUCACCAUAAAAAGUGUAGCCUGCAUCUGUGCGCAAAACUCUUCAAAAACUGACUUUUCCGUUUAAUUGAGAAAGUUUUCAAAGCAGCUCACCUUUUUUCGCGUGUGAAAUAACAGAGAAAAAACGUUCAUAUCAGAAGAAACUUUGUUUUGUGACAAAAACCAUAUUUGAUUUGUAUAAAAACGGGUUUAAUCGUGCGUUUAAUUUAUUGAAAAUCGCCUCUCAUUUCAACAAAAAUAUAUUGAAGAAACACAGCUCCCUCGAUCAAAAGCUCAGCAAUGUUCCGCUUCAAUCCCCAAUUGAGUCACGGCUGUGCCUUGGCCCUCAUCUGCUGUCUGCUGAAUCUUCUGAUGAUGCACCAACCCACCAAUGCGGAGCUCUCGCCCGUCGUUCAAGGUGGCGGGCCCAUCAGCAAUCUCUACGACAAUCUCCUGCAGCGGGAGUAUGCCGGACCCGUGGUCUUUCCCAAUCACCAGGUGGAGCGCAAGGCCCAGCGCUCUCCUUCGCUGCGCCUCCGCUUUGGUCGCAGCGAUCCGGACAUGCUCAAUAAUAUCGUGGAGAAGCGUUGGUUCGGCGACGUCAACCAGAAGCCCAUUCGAUCGCCUUCCCUGCGUCUGCGGUUCGGACGCCGCGACCCCACCUUGCCACAGAUGCGACGCACCGCCUACGACGAUCUUUUGGAGCGUGAACUAACCCUCAACAACCAGCAGCAGCAGCAAUUGGGAGACGCAGCCGACGAUCUCAGUGCCGACUAUGAUGGCCUUUACGAGCGGGUGGUGCGCAAGCCGCAGCGUCUUCGUUGGGGUCGCAGUGUGCCCCAGUUUGAGGCAACCAAUGGCGAUAAUGAUCAGCUGUACAACUCUCUGUGGAACUCCGAGAAGAUGCGCCGCAUGCUGUUGGCCUUGCAGCAGUACGAGGCCGCCCCUGGACACGUUGCAGGCUAUGCCAACGAUGGAGACGACACCGAGGCGCAACUGGAUGAAGACACAUCGGAGUUCCAGCGCGAGGCACGCAAGCCAAUGCGUUUGCGUUGGGGUCGUAGCACUGGCAAGGCCCCCGCAACCGAACAGAAGAUUGAAACCUCUUCAAUUGCUCCCAAAAAUUAAAUACUUAUCCCAGAUAUUCAUGGCCAAGGCGAAAGGAACUCCAAAGGACAAUGGCAAGGACAUCAAAUGAUGGGAAAAGAAAAGAAAACUAGAAAAAACGGUCGAAAUAUCCAAAGCCCAAAAAAAACAGUUUUUGAGAGAAUUUUUAAAUAGAGAGAAAGAGAGUGGAGAGAUAGAGAGGAGGAGGAAAGAGCAGAGUCAAUGGCUGAGAAAUAUAUGCAUAUAUUUAACAAACAAAAAAACACAUAUAUAAAUUCUAUAUAUAUUAAACAUAUGAUUAACCCAUUAAUGUCUAACAUUUCGUUUUUGAGCAGCAA
Molecule: messenger RNA, 1574 nt
Organism: Drosophila pseudoobscura
Lineage: Eukaryota; Metazoa; Arthropoda; Insecta; Diptera; Drosophilidae
Gene: sNPF
Product: short neuropeptide F precursor
Exons: 5
Coding region: 430-1257 (275 amino acids)
Source: RefSeq, a predicted model, not a curated record